Messenger RNA from Eremothecium cymbalariae DBVPG#7215, 1422 nucleotides. It is a transcript of the gene VMA13, whose product is annotated as H(+)-transporting V1 sector ATPase subunit H. NCBI's taxonomy places the organism in Eukaryota, Fungi, Ascomycota, Saccharomycetes, Saccharomycetales, Saccharomycetaceae. Gene Ontology annotation, cellular component: vacuolar proton-transporting V-type ATPase, V1 domain; fungal-type vacuole membrane. Bases 1 to 1422 code for a protein of 473 amino acids. The transcript has a single exon. Gene Ontology annotation, biological process: proton transmembrane transport. The record is from RefSeq and is a predicted model, not a curated record. Gene Ontology annotation, molecular function: proton-transporting ATPase activity, rotational mechanism.
AUGUCUGUGCACCAACCAGCCAAAAAAAUUUUGCUAGAUAGCACUCAUUUUCAUGAUAUUAGAAGUACCAUUAGCUCGAGGCCGGUUGCUUGGGACGCAUUGGUUAGAGCUGCUGAUCUUAGUGAAUUCGAUGCUAGUAUUGCGAAGAAGUUAGAUUCAGUGCUACUUAAACAUGGUGGUAGUAAGUGCUUAGAUGUUCCUAUUGAAAAUUGUGUCCUUGCUUUAGUUCAUUUAUUAUCUACUUCGAGCAAUCAGGAUGCUAGAAAGUCUGUGAUCAAUUUAUUGUCAGAAUUGUUAACGCAUGAUAGGUUUGUUCAUGAAGUUGUGCGGUAUUUCCAAAAGAAUCAGGAGGCAGUCGAAACAUUGUUUAAUGGGACUUUAGCGGAGGAAACAGUAGAUACUCAAUUUAUUUUGAUUUCUUCAUUUAAUGUUGUGUCGUUGUUGGUUCAGAAUGGGCUACAGAAUGAUAACUUGGUUCAGAAACUGCUUUCAAAUGAUAACUAUAUCAGCGUUUUGAGUAAUUUGGAUGAAAUGGAUACAUCUUAUAUAUGUAUUCGGUUGUUACAAGAGUUACUCACAGUAAAACAAUACCGUAAGUUGAUAUGGAUGUAUGAGAAAGCUUUUUUACCUGUUAUGUUCCAAAUUUUAGAACGAGCUCUAGAGGCCAAAUCACCCACACGGGCUAUUGCAGCGAAUAGUAACAAUUUGGGUAUUCAAUCGCAAUAUUAUGCGUUGUUGAUAAUCUGGUUGUUAACAUUUGAACCGACAAUAGCCUCCGAAUUGGCUAAUAAGUACCUGGUCAAGUUUUUGAUGUUGUUGAAGCUUGUUAAAAUAACCAUAAAGGAAAAGAUUACCCGCCUUUCAAUAGCGAUAAUUUUGAAUUGCGUGGCUCCUGAUGUUAAAGGUCGUAAAGAAACCAUUAAGAAUUUAUUACUCUUGGGUUCAGGCCUUCCCAUAUUGCAACAGUUGGGCGAAAGAAAGUACAGUGAUGAAGAAUUACGCGAGGAUUUAACACAGCUACAAGGGAUUCUAACAUCUGAAUAUCAGGAGCUAACAUCAUUCGAUGAAUACGUUGCCGAAUUGGAUUCCAAGUUAUUGAUUUGGUCGCCACCUCAUGUGGAUAACACAUUUUGGUCCGAAAACUCUCAUCGAUUCAAGGAUGAAAAUUGGAAAUUAUUUAGACAACUAUUAGAAGUGUUAGAAGACUAUAGUUCCUCGCAAGAUUCUAAGGAUAAUGUGGCGGUACAAGUUGCGCUGAAUGAUAUCACACACAUUGUGGAAUUGCAGCCGGAAUGCGUUAAUGUGCUAGGUAAACUAAACGCAAAGGUCAUUAUCAUGGAAUUAUUAAACCAUUCAGAUUCCAAAGUAAAAUACGAGGCGUUGAAAACCACACAAGCAUUUGUCGCCAAUACUUUCAAAUAA